GCUCAAGCCACAGGAGCCACGAACGAGAUAAGGGGAGUGUGGCUGCAGAACCCAGGUUCCAGGCCUCUCCUCAGGCCCCUUACUACUGACCUGGAUGAGGCCGUGGCUUCCACACGGAGCGGGGCCCAGUGACUUCUACAGCCUCCUGGGGAGGUCACGCCGACCAGCUUGAAUCGAGGGACCGGACGUCAUCGUCGCGCUCUGCCCCUCGCCCAUCCCUCUCAGGCUCUCUGACCGCCACCCCUGCCCGACCCUGUGCAACAUGCAGCCCGCGGGCCUCGAGGGUCCCUGCACCUUUGGUCGGUGGCCUCUGCUGAGUCCUCUGGUCCUGUUCCUGCUGCUGCUGCUCCAGAUUGUAACCUGCGCCCACACGACGCCGGGCACCCACAGAGCUCUCACUACGCUGGGCACCCCCAGAGCUCACAUCACACUAGGCACCUACGCUCCCUCGACUGCACUGGGUAGUCCCAGCAUCCAGGGCCUGCGAGAGCAGGCACGGGCCCUUAUGCGGAACUUCCCGCUCGUGGACGGCCACAACGACCUGCCCCUGAUCCUGAGGCAGGUUUACCAGAAAGGUCUCCAGGAUAUUAAUCUGCGCAAUUUCAGCUACGGCCAGACCAGCCUGGACAGGCUCAGAGAAGGCCUCGUGGGCGCCCAGUUCUGGUCGGCCUACGUGCCAUGCCAGACCCAGGACCGGGAUGCCCUGCGCCUCACCCUGGAGCAGAUUGACCUCAUUCACCGCAUGUGUGCCUCCUAUUCUGAGCUGGAGCUUGUGACCUCAGCUAAAGCUCUGAACAACACCCAGAAAUUGGCCUGCCUCAUCGGUGUGGAGGGCGGCCACUCACUGGACAAUAGCCUCUCCAUCUUACGUACCUUCUACAUGCUGGGAGUGCGCUACCUGACACUCACCCACACCUGCAACACACCCUGGGCAGAGAGCUCAGCUAAGGGUGUCCACUCCUUCUACAACAACGUCAGCGGGCUGACCGGCUUUGGUGAGAAAGUGGUGGCAGAAAUGAACCGCCUGGGCAUGAUGGUAGACUUGUCCCAUGUCUCACAUGCUGUGGCACGGCGGGCCCUGGAAGUGUCACAGGCACCUGUGAUCUUUUCCCACUCGGCUGCCCAGGGUGUGUGCAACAGUGCUAGGAAUGUUCCUGAUGACAUCCUGCAGCUUCUGAAGAAGAACGGUGGCAUUGUGAUGGUGUCCUUGUCCAUGGGAGUGAUACAGUGCAACCCAUCAGCCAAUGUGUCCACGGUGGCAGGCUGCAAGAAGGAGACUCAGCGCAGUCCAGCCACAGUAGCACGCCUGUUCUGGAAGCCCUACGCAGCCAACUCUCCACGUGCCCUCUCUCCAGAUCACUUCGACCACAUCAAGGCAGUCAUUGGAUCCAAGUUCAUCGGGAUUGGUGGAGAUUAUGAUGGGGCUGGCAAAUUCCCUCAGGGGCUGGAGGAUGUGUCCACAUACCCCAUCCUGAUAGAGGAGUUGCUGAGUCGUGGCUGGAGUGAAGAAGAGCUUCGGGGUGUCCUUCGAGGAAACCUGCUGCGGGUCUUCAGACAAGUGGAACAGGUACGGGAAGAAAACAAAGGGCAAAGCCCCUUGGAGGAUACAUUCCCAGAUGAGCAGCUGAGCAGUUCCUGCCACUCCGACCUCUCACGUCUUCGUCAGAGGCAGCAUCUGACUUCAGACCAGAAACUCACUGAGAUUCCCACACACUGGACACCCAAGUUACCACCCAAGUGGUCACUCUCAGAGUCCUCCCCACACAUGGCCCCAGUCCUCACAGUUGUGGCCACCUUCCCAGUCCUUAUUCUGUGGCUCUGAUGACCCCAGUUAGUCCUGCUAGAUGUCACUGUAGCAAGUCACAGACACCCCACAAAAUUUCCUUGUUGUGCAGGCACAAACAUUUCCUGAAAAUAAAUGUUUUGGACACGGAACCAGA
Messenger RNA from Saimiri boliviensis boliviensis (Bolivian squirrel monkey), 1940 nucleotides. It is a transcript of the gene DPEP2, whose product is annotated as dipeptidase 2. Lineage: Eukaryota; Metazoa; Chordata; Mammalia; Primates; Cebidae. Gene Ontology annotation, biological process: proteolysis. Gene Ontology annotation, molecular function: metallodipeptidase activity. The record is from RefSeq and is a predicted model, not a curated record.